AUGCCGCGGCCCCCCACGGACGAUCGAAGCGAGGACUACUUUUACACGAUUUCUGACGACGGGAAGUACCCGGCGCCGCCGCCGUCGUACGCGAACGUCUCCGUGAAGGACCGCGGCUGCGCGGGGCCGCGGCACAUGCGCAUGACGCUCAACACGGUGCCGGUGUCGAGCGAUGUGUUGGCGUCUAGCAAUAUGCCGCUCGCGCUGCUGGUGCAGCCGCUCGCGCCGACGCGGCCGCAGGACGACAGGAUCCCCGUCGUGGACUUCGGGCCCGCGGGGCCGCCGCGGUGCGGACGCUGCAAGGCGUACGUGUGCCCGUUUUUCCGGUUCAUACACGGAGGGAAGUCCUUCGUGUGCUGCUUCUGUUCCGCGCUCACGGAGGUCGCGCAGGAGUACUUUUGCCACCUCGGCACCGACGGGCGGCGGCGCGACGUCGGCGAGCGCCCCGAGCUCACCCGCGGGUCCAUCGACAUCGUCGCGCCGCCCGCGUACUGCAUCCGCGAGCCCAUGGAGCCCGCGCACGUCUUCCUGAUCGACACCUCCCCCGCGGCCGUCCAGUCAGGCCUGACUCAGGGCAUCUGCGACGCGAUCCUCGCCGCGCUGCCCGCGCUGGGCCGCAGCAAGCGCACGCGCAUCGGCAUCGCGACGCACGACCGCCACGUGGCCUUCUUCCAGGUCCCAGAGCGCCUCCAGGACGGAUCCCAACCCUCCCCGCAAAUGCUGGUGAUGCCGGAUCUCACGGAGCCGUACGCCCCCGCGGCGUACGAGACGCUGGUGCCGUUCAAGCCGCGCGAGCAGGCCGUGCGGCAGCUCCUGAAGGAUCUGCCGGGGCUGUUCGGCGCCGGCCAGGGCGGCAGCGCGGGGCAGUACGCGCAACAGCGGCCGCAGGAUGCGCCGCAAACGCCGUCGUGCGGGCUCGCGGCGGUGCGGGCGUGCAUCGAGCAGCUGCGUCCGCUCGGCGGGAAGGUGCACGCGUUUAUGAGCCAGCUGCCGACGGAAGGCGCGCUGGCACUGGCGGUGCGGGGGGACGCGUGCAACCGGCCGCCGGAGAGCGAGUCCGAGGCGCUGAGCGUGCUGCAUCCUGCGCACAAGAGCGAGGUCGAGCGUGUGGCGGCGGACGCUGCUGCGGCGCAGGUGUCGAUCGACCUCGUGCUGUGCCCGCGCCCCGGCACGUACAUGGACGUCGCGACCCUCUCAGUCCUCCCCCGGCUGACGUCAGGCAGCACCACUCACAUCCCCUCCUGGGCGCCCCCGAGCGGCCAGCAGCAGCUCGCCGCGACGAUCCGCGCGGCCCUCGCGCGUCCGGCGGGCCUCGAGGCCAUCCUGCGCGUCCGCACCUCGCAGGGGAUCUCCGUGGAGGACUAUUACGGGUCCUUUUUCCGCAGCACCCCCCAGGACUGCGACCUGCCGCAUGUUGGGCCUGACUCGAGCGUGAUCGUCGCGCUGCGCCACGACGAGCGCCUCAAGGACAGCUCGCACGUCUUCCUCCAGGCCGCGCUGCUCUACACCACUCCGGAGGGCCAGCGGCGCGUGCGCGUCCACACGCUGGCUCGCCCUACCUCCGCCGCGCUGGGCCACGUGUUCCGCACCGCGGACACCGACGCGCAGGUCGCGGUGCUCAAGCGCCGCGUCCUCAUGCAGCUCCCCGGCCGCAGCCUCGCGAACGUCCGCCUGCAUGUCACCCGGCAUGUCGUCUCCGUGCUGCAUGCGUACCGAAAAUACUGCGCGACGUCCACGUCGAUGGCGCAGCUGAUCCUCCCGGAGGGCCUCAAGCUGCUGCCGCUCUACGCGAACGCGCUGCUGAAGUCCCCCGCGCUGCGGCAGGACGCGACGCCGGACGUGCGCGCGGCAGCGGUGGCGGCCGCGAUGGCCGAGGGCCCGGCCGCGGCGUCGUCGACGGUGUAUCCGGCGAUGUAUCGGAUCGAUACGCUGCGGGAGACGGCGCCGUGGCUGUUCGACGGGUUCGAGGAGGACGCCGAGGGGGCUGAGAACGGGGGGGAGUCCCCCCGGGGGGGGUUCCGGGUGUUUGGGGGCAUCAGGAUGCCGCCGCGCAUGCGGCUGUCGAGCGAGCUGAUCGAGUCGGACGGCGUGUACCUCCUCGAGGACGGCUUCGACGCGGUGCUGCAUUUCGGCGUGUCGUCGCAGCCAGAGGUCGUGUCGGAGCUGCUGGGCCACGAGGGCUACCUAGCCAUUCGCGACAAGACUCCGGCGGCAGCCAAGUUGUCAUUGGCAGUCACGCGGCAGAACACCCCGCUGAGCCGCGCGCUGUGGGCGGUGGUCGAGGAGAUCGAGAACCGACGGCAGCGGCCGCUCCGGAUGCGCGUCCUCCGGCCGGGCGAGGCGCGGGAGAGCGAAUUCUACAACAGGCUGGUCGAGGACCGCACCGCGUCCGGGACGUCGUACGUGGACUACCUCUGCGGCGUCCACCGGCAAAUCCAGAACCUCAUGUGA
Molecule: messenger RNA, 2451 nt
Organism: Pedinophyceae sp. YPF-701
Lineage: Eukaryota; Viridiplantae; Chlorophyta; Pedinophyceae
Source: the annotation of a GenBank genome assembly